Ctenopharyngodon idella (grass carp) is the source of this 3597-nucleotide messenger RNA. RefSeq names its product peripherin 2-like b (gene prph2lb). The coding region runs from base 688 to 1767 and encodes 359 amino acids. Gene Ontology annotation, biological process: visual perception. NCBI's taxonomy places the organism in Eukaryota, Metazoa, Chordata, Actinopteri, Cypriniformes, Xenocyprididae. The transcript is spliced from 3 exons. The record is from RefSeq and is a predicted model, not a curated record. Gene Ontology annotation, cellular component: membrane.
AUUAUUGAAAGCAUGGGGGCGUGGAAGAUGCUAUUCACUUGGGAUUGGCCCAGAUGGCUUGGAGGUGUUCUGCUAAAUCCUAGGGAUAAAUGGAUUAGGUGGAGGUCAAAGUGAGUCUGGACGGAAGUCAUUCUAAACAAGCUUCUCACCUCUUCUGUAGUCCCUUACCAAAAAUAUGCAGAAAAGGAAUAUGACAGAACCUACAAUCAAGGUCAAUGGAUUACAAGCCCAUAUACGACUAUGUGAGAUCUAAGCAGGUAGGUUACGUGGUAUUAAGAGGUAUGGGGAUGUGGAAAUACAACUGACAAUACAUUACAGAAAAAUAGUGCCUAGAAUAAUAGCUAAUGUUCUUCUGCAACAGCUAAUGUAAUGAUCUACCUACCUACCUACCUAUAUAUAUCUAUAUAUAAUGUCUGUGCAUUAAUCUUUUACAUUUUUAUCUUGAUUUCAGUACCUGCACUAUUAUGCAGCUAAGACCGUCAUCCAGGAGUGUAAAAAUACCUCAUCUAAGCUGCUUAUGUGGCCGUCUUGGCCUUCUCUCCCAGUUCACUUUCCUCCUUCCCGUGGAACAUGUUCCCUGUUCUCUCCCAUUUACCCAGUACGUUAUAUCGAUGAAAAUAAAAUGAGCUUCACACAUGGACCUAAAAUUUACUGCUGAGACGGUAAAAGUAACACUUUCCAUUGACAAUGGCAGUCUUAAAAGUGACAUUUACGAAGACAAACAGAGACAAACUGGCCCAGGUUUUAUGGGUGCUGAAUUGGGUGUCUGUGGUCACGGGAGUCACGCUCUUCAGCCUGGGCCUGUUCUUAAAGGUGGAAAUCGAGAAGAGGCGAGAGCUGAUGUCAAAAGAGGUCGACUCGGUGCCAAACAUGCUUAUCUGUGUUGGCUUGACUGCCUGUACGAUCAACUUCCUGGGGGGCAAGAUUUGCUAUGACUGCGUGGACACUACCAAGUUCCUGCGGUGGAAGCUGCUGAUGCUGCCUUACAUCAUAUGUACCUUUUUCUUUACGUUCUGCAUCCUCAUGGGCGCCCUGAUGUGCUAUAGCAUGCGCAACGAUCUAGAAGAGUCGCUGUUUUUAGGCUUGCGUGAUGCCAUGCGCUACUAUAAGGACACAGACACGCCGGGUCGAUGCUACAUUAAGCGCACAAUGGACAUGCUGCAGAUGCAGUUUCAGUGCUGUGGAAAUGGAGGGUAUCGGGAUUGGUUUCACAUUCAGUGGAUCAGUAACCGCUACCUGGACAUGACCAAUAGCGAAGUGGUGGAGCGGCUGCGGAGUAACGUGGAAGGGAAGUAUCUGAUUAAUGGAGUGCCGUUCAGCUGCUGUGGUCUGCAUUCUCCUCGGCCCUGCAUCCAGCAUCAAAUCACCAACAACUCAGCGCACUAUAAUUACGACUACCAGAAGGAGGAGCUGAACCUGAACCGAAGGGGUUGCAGACAGGCUCUGCUGGAGCACUACACGCAGAUAAUGCAGUCCAUCGGCUUAAUCGUUCUCAUCAUCUGGCUUUUUGAGGUGUCUGUGCUGACAGGAGUGCGUUAUCUUCAGACAGCCAUGGAGAAUGUGCUGAGGUUAGGGGACCCUGACUCUGAGUCUGAUGGCUGGCUUUUAGAGAACAGCAUUGCAGACACUGCGCGUUAUAACUUCAACAUCAUCAAGAACCUGGGCAAGUGCUACCAGGUAGAUGAUGACCCCAACAUAGAUGUACCAAGCACCAGCCAGCAAGCACAAGAGAAUGUGCCCAUAAAGCAAAUCCCUGUUGCCAGGUAGUACAAAAGACAUUGGAUAUUGAGACUUAACCAGCCAUUCAACAAUGGCAGCCUUGGAGAAGCCUUUACUUGAUUCGCACAAAGAGGAAACAAAGUGAAGAAUGAACUAGAAAAAGAGAAAAAAAUCAUGUUGAAUGCUGAAAAGGUGAUGUCAGGUAAAAGGCAAGGUAAUCCUUGUGCCAUACAAAAGGAAAAGAGUAUGAAAUAUAAAAUGCAUUAUAAGAUGCUGGAGAACAGGAUUGAUUUGAAUGACUCAACAGCCAAUUAGUCUCAAUAAUCGAUCAAUGACUUUAUGUAAAAUAUCAUUUGCAUUUGCAAUUCCAAAAGAGGAAAAAUUCCUGUGACUGAUGACCUACAAAUUAAAUUGGGAUGAAUAUGUUGGUAACACUGGUAAACAUGGCUGUUAACAAAGAUGGUAAUGGAAGACAAGCUUCCCUGUGCCUCUACCCUGUAAUGAAGAUUAGUUUGUCCAUUCUAGUAUCAUAUUAAUGAUAAGCACAUUUCAAGUUAAUCUGAAAAGGGUUCAAGUAUAGGCCUUUGUUCCAUUACUAAGGAGGUAUUACCAUCCAUAAAAUAUAAAAUGCCUUUUGGGAUCCAACAAGGAUCUUUUUCUUUCGCUCACUUGCUUUAUUUGUUUCAUUGUAGGUCUAUUCAGUUCACUAACUAGUCAAUCAUUCAAAUAUUACUUUGUAGACUUACUGGGCCUGCUUCAAUAGGGUACUAACAGUGGCUUUUGUAUGCAUUACUGCAGCACUGAUGUUUUAUAUAAGUCUCACUGUUUGCAAUGUAUUAAACCAAUGGUGUGUUCAUUCUUAUAAUUGUGACUUUAUUUCUCACAAUUGCUACUUUAUUUCUUAUAAUUGCUGUCGAUUCAAAUCAAAAUAAACUUUUAUCAGCUAUCUUGCAUAUGCAGAAAUAAAGACAGACAUCACUUGAAGCCAUACUUUUAAAAUAAAGUUUUAAUUAUAAGAAAUCAAGUUAAAAUUGUGUGAUUUUAAUUGCAUUUUAACAUAAUGUAGGCUAAAGUUGAUCAUUUUUGUUUACUCCUUGAUAAAAGGAUGUGUGGGGGCACAAAGGGUGCCUGUAAAAUGGCUGGAAACCCGGGGCCUAGUUGAACCAUCAUUUGACAUGGAGUCUUCAAAAUGUAAAUUGAUUGAGCUUUUCCAUCAGAUUUUUUUUUCUGCUGUACUUAUCAGCAUGUAUUAAAACACUACCUUUUAAGUUACAUUUCAGAUGUGAAUACAAUGCCUGUCUACCGCAUUACAAGUUUGCUCUUGUUAUGUUUGAUAAUCCCUUCAAGGCAAGCCAAAGGAUGCUUAACUUUCGGGUACAAGUACUGCUCCAAUCCAAAUCCCUUGAACUAAAGAGAUUGCACUGCACUUAUCUUUUAGUCCGUCACCGAGCUACGCAUCCGAUUAACAGCGUACUGUCCAUCUUGGACGACUCUUCUGCUGAAGCUAGCUAGCAUGUACGAGUAGUAUUGUCAUUUGUUAUCGUACAUGUUACUUUUCUCAGCGCUGGUAAGGUAAACAGGAUUGACCAAUCACAGUCAUUUGUGAAUGCACGACAAAUUAUUUUAAACUAGAGUGCAAAGGUAGAUUUCUAUUUGUUGCUCAGAUAUAAAACCUUGAAAUUAUUAUAUUUACUUUUUCGUAUGCCUCAAGUAACGUUAAGACAAAAACCUAAAAUGCAGACAACACAAAAGACAACGCAGCCAAUCGGCUUUAAUGAUCCUAUUUAUAUACAAGGGUAUUCAAAUUUAUCAUAUUCGUUUUAUACUGGAAUAUAUUCGUUAAUAUAAGUAUUUAAAUUAUUAUUAUUAUUAUUAUAU